AUGAGGCGGUUAUUGCAGCAUCAGCAGCAGCAGCAGCAGCUGCUGCAGCAGAAAGAGAAAGGAAAGGAGAAGCAAGGGAAGGAACACAGGAGAAAGCUAAAUACAGCAGCACCUUACCCAGCAGGAACAGCAGCAACAGCAGCAGCUGCAGCAGCAACACUCCGCCAGCAGCAGCAGAAGCCAAUGCCCAGCUCGGCCCAACCAGCCUCGUGCUGCAGCAGCGACCCUGGAGGCCCCCCGUGUGCAGCGGCGACUCCCCUGCAGCUUUUCGUCUCCAUUGAUAUCAACAGGCAGCAGCAGCAGCUGCUGCAGCAACUGCUGCAGCCCCAGCAGCAGCAGCAGCUGCAGGAGCGGCUGCAGCAGCAGCUGCAGCAGCAGCAGCGAGACGAGCAGCAGCGAGACGAGCAGCAACAUAAGCAGCAGCACAAGCAAUAG
Molecule: messenger RNA, 435 nt
Organism: Eimeria acervulina
Lineage: Eukaryota; Apicomplexa; Conoidasida; Eucoccidiorida; Eimeriidae
Exons: 3
Coding region: 1-435 (144 amino acids)
Source: RefSeq, a predicted model, not a curated record